AUGAGUAGGCAGGAAGCGCCUUCCUCCAAAGACCACGACCCUUCAACACAUCGACCAGCUCGACGCAACGAUGAAUCCCCGCUUCCCUCCUUCAACCUCUUCAAGCUCGUCCGCGGUGCCAAGCCAGCAGUCCGCUACACCGUCUACGCUGGUCUCGGUUUGAUGGCUACGGUUGAGACAACAUUCUGGUACCACGUGCUACGAGCGAAGUUCUUCCCGCGGGCAUCAGCAGAAGAGCAGGAGAAGGCUGAUGCGCUGCUCCAACGUUUAAACGAGGCCAUGAAGAAGUACCGUCAUGUGUGGAUGGCGAAUUACAACCGCUACUACGGUGCGCAUGUGUGGGGGUUGGGGUAUGGUGGGCUUGAUGGCCUGUAA
This is a messenger RNA of Alternaria arbusti, 375 nucleotides long. RefSeq lists its product as uncharacterized. The coding region runs from base 1 to 375 and encodes 124 amino acids. NCBI's taxonomy places the organism in Eukaryota, Fungi, Ascomycota, Dothideomycetes, Pleosporales, Pleosporaceae. The record is from RefSeq and is a predicted model, not a curated record. The transcript is spliced from 2 exons.